CGCGAUCAUCACAAACCUCACAUAGUCUCCAGGUCCCCCCAAGGCUUGGUCGUACGCCGAGUCUACUUUGUCUGCUGCGUAGUGCCUUCGUAGGUGAUAUGGGUGCUUGUCGCAUAUGUGACACGUACUAAGAUGUUAGGUCGAGGCGCAAGGAAGCCGUGGAGCGAACAUGUCCUUCGCUGUUAACUCGACUACCUACAACUACCAAUACCGGCCACUAAAUCAUGCGACACAGCAGAUACGCCUUGUCACGCUUCUGCGUCCGUUGGAGAACGACGAUGCUAUACGUCUCGACAUCAACGUCUUCGAGAUUUCGGAAGCCCCGCCAUACACAGCCUUGUCUUAUGUUUGGGGUCCACCGCCGUCAAAUCACGAUAUCUACAUCGCAAACGGAAGACUUGCGAUACGAGAAAACCUAUUCAAAUUUCUCACUGAGUUCGGGAAUUGUCGCGACAAGGCGCCCUCGGAUCAGCAUCUGUGGAUUGACCAGCUGUGCAUUGAUCAGUCAACUACUGCUGAGCGCAACCACCAAGUGCAGAUGAUGAGCGAUAUUUACAGCAAGGCUAAUUCAGUCAUUGCUUGGUUGGGCGAAGGUUCUAAGAAAGCCGACGCAUCCCCCAGCAUCCUCGCCCAACGCGGAUGCGAUAUGUUUGAAAACAUGUACGAUGCUGCAGGUGUCUGGAAGCAUGUUGGAGAACCAGCGGCAUUAGCUUAUGUUCUUCACAACGAAUACUUUACACGAAUUUGGAUUGUACAAGAGUUCAUUCUAGCGAGGCAGAUCAGGGUUCUCGUCAAAGACAUCUGGCUGGUGGAUGACACACGUGGAUGGGAGCGUCGAGCUGACACCCUCGAUGACUAUUUGCGGCACUCCGUAUCCAGCAGCACGUUUAGGCUUAUCGGCAGGAGCUCUUUCCGAAGAGCUGGUGGAUUCUUCAAGCAUCUCGAUAUAUGCGUUGCCCUGGACGAUUAUGUGACAAAUGAUUGCGCGGAUCCGCGCGACAGAGUCUAUGGUUUGCUUGGGCUGUCGUGCUUCAAAGCUCAUCUCUCAAGGGAUGGUGGAACCCAGGAGUACACGAUGAGGGAGUUAUUCCGAUAUUGAUCAGAACUGCUAAUGUGAUGGGAAUCACAUGGUCUCUGGGGACGGAUUUUCUUCCCCGGUUAUCUCGAAUGGGGCAUAGUCACAGACUGGGCCGCUUUCAUGGCCAUGCCUGUCCGAUCACCGCAGUGGGCCUUGAGAAAGUCGCAACGACUGGUUGUGAAGUAGAUCGAUUUUGGUUCGACUUCCAAGGGACAAGACAUUUCAUCUACUGCGCAAACAAAAAAACGCGGCUGGCAGAUGAGACCGAAAGACUGUUGAAUGAGGACUGGCAAAAGUAUGUUCCUCGAGUACGUUCAGAAAAAAUAUCGUUUUUCGGGAACGUGCGGAGAAAAUAUCGUCAACGGAUGUCGCUCACUCUUCUUACAAGGGGAGGCAAGGGGAAAGGCAGGAAGUAAAGAUCAAUGCAAGAGUUCAGAC
This is a messenger RNA of Alternaria rosae, 1516 nucleotides long. RefSeq names its product heterokaryon incompatibility protein-domain-containing protein. The coding region runs from base 170 to 1099 and encodes 309 amino acids. The transcript has 2 exons. The record is from RefSeq and is a predicted model, not a curated record. Lineage: Eukaryota; Fungi; Ascomycota; Dothideomycetes; Pleosporales; Pleosporaceae.